Molecule: messenger RNA, 2297 nt
Organism: Vitis riparia (riverbank grape)
Lineage: Eukaryota; Viridiplantae; Streptophyta; Magnoliopsida; Vitales; Vitaceae
Product: transmembrane 9 superfamily member 7
Exons: 7
Coding region: 61-1965 (634 amino acids)
Biological process (GO): protein localization to membrane
Cellular component (GO): membrane
Source: RefSeq, a predicted model, not a curated record
UCUAUAGAACCCACUGAGACUGCUCCAACAGCUCUCUACAUUCUCUCUCUAGAACCAGCCAUGGAUCGAAGCUCCAAAACCCUCUUUUUCUUCGUCCUCCUGAUCUCUUCGGCGCACUCGUUUUACCUUCCUGGCGUCGCUCCUCGUGAUUUUGAAAGGGGUGAUCCUCUUCAAGUGAAAGUGAACAAGCUCUCGUCUACAAAGACACAACUACCAUAUGAUUACUAUUACUUGAAGUGGUGUAAGCCCAAGAAGAUCAUGAACAGUGCAGAAAAUUUAGGAGAGGUUCUCCGAGGUGAUCGCAUUGAGAAUUCCAUUUAUACUUUCCAAAUGAGGGAAGGGCAGCCAUGCAAAGUGGCUUGUCGAAUGCAUCUUAAUGCUGAAGCUGCGAAGAAUUUUAAGGAAAAAAUUGAUGAUGAAUAUCGAGUAAACAUGAUUCUGGAUAACCUUCCGGUUGCAGUUCAUAGGCAAAGGAGGGAUGGAAGUCCGUCAAAAACAUAUGAACAUGGUUUCCGAGUAGGGUUUAAAGGAAAUUAUGCUGGGAGUAAAGAGGAGAAGUAUUUUAUCAAUAACCACUUGAGCUUCAAGGUCAUGUAUCAUAAGGAUCCUGAGACUGAUUCAGCUCGAAUUGUUGGGUUUGAGGUUUCUCCAAACAGUAUUAAUCAUGAGUACAAGGAGUGGGAUGAGAAGAACCCUCAGUUGGCAACAUGCAAUGCAAAUACCAAAAAUUUGAUUCAAAGUACCACUGUCCCACAAGAAGUUGAUGCCGAUAAGGAUAUUGUAUUUACAUAUGAUGUUUCCUUCGAGGAAAGUAACAUCAAAUGGGCUUCACGGUGGGAUACAUACCUCCUUAUGAACGAUGAUCAGAUCCACUGGUUCUCCAUCAUAAACUCUCUGAUGAUUGUCCUCUUCCUUUCUGGUAUGGUGGCCAUGAUCAUGAUGAGAACUCUUUACAGAGAUAUCGCAAACUAUAAUCAGUUGGAAACUCAAGAUGAGGCUCAGGAAGAAACGGGAUGGAAACUUGUUCACGGAGAUGCUUUUAGGGCACCCGUCAAUUCUGGUUUACUCUGUGUUUAUGUUGGGACAGGUGUUCAGAUCUUUGGAAUGACACUCGUCACAAUGAUAUUUGCACUGCUGGGUUUCUUGUCACCUUCCAACCGAGGGGGCCUUAUGACUGCCAUGGUUCUGCUAUGGGUCUUUAUGGGCUUAUUUGCUGGUUACUCGUCAGCGCGCUUAUACAAAAUGUUCAAGGGAACAGAGUGGAAGAGGAAUACUUUGAAAACCGCAUUUAUGUUUCCGGCUAUUCUUUUUGCCAUUUUCUUUGUUCUGAACGCCCUAAUCUGGGGGGAGCAAUCUUCUGGGGCAGUGCCUUUCGGAACAAUGUUUGCCCUGGUGUGCUUAUGGUUUGGGAUAUCAGUGCCUCUAGUCUUUGUGGGCAGUUAUUUAGGUUUCAAAAAGGCACCCAUUGAAGAUCCUGUGAAGACGAACAAAAUCCCUCGGCAGAUACCAGAGCAGGCAUGGUACAUGCAACCAGUCUUCUCUAUACUCAUUGGAGGCAUUCUUCCUUUUGGGGCUGUCUUCAUUGAACUCUUCUUCAUCUUGACAUCCAUAUGGCUGAACCAGUUCUAUUACAUCUUUGGCUUCCUUUUCAUCGUGUUUGUGAUCCUUCUAAUCACAUGCGCUGAGAUAACUAUCGUGCUCUGCUAUUUCCAGUUGUGCAGUGAGGACUAUCACUGGUGGUGGAGAGCUUACCUUACUGCUGGCUCUUCUGCUCUAUACCUUUUCCUCUACUCAGUUUUCUACUUCUUCACCAAAUUGGAGAUCACAAAGUUUGUUUCAGGCAUCCUUUACUUCGGGUAUAUGUUAAUUGUGUCCUAUGCUUUCUUUGUAUUGACGGGAACAAUUGGCUUCUAUGCUUGCUUCUGGUUUGUCCGGAAGAUCUACUCCUCUGUGAAGAUCGAUUGAUACAAACAUGCAGAGAGAGGGCAAAGCUGCUGGAGGGAUGCGAGGCCUGGAUGAAGUUGAGACGUAAAGUGAGGCAGCAAGGUGUGCACUUAGCUUCUGCAGGGUAAAGAUUGCAGUCUAGAAAGUUUUCCUCCCAACCUUGAUAAAACCUUUUGUCGUUUUGCUGAUGGUAGUGUAGGGCUUGGCUUGUAUGUCCCCUUUUUUAUUUUUUAAUCUUCUUAUCUACACUCCUGUUAACUGUUAUGAACUGUACUUUUUGGUGAAUUCUGCACUAGAAGUUUAAGCAGUUAUCUAAAUCCGAUAUCAUCCACACAAUCACAAAAUUACUGAAA